AUGGCGCAACAACUGAGAAAGCUUACCGUUGGAUUGAGGAUUGCUGUGAUUCAACUAAAUCCUCAGAUUGGCCACGUCAGUGAGACCAUAGCUAGAGUGAAUGCUCUGAUAUCGAGAAUAGAAAAAUACAAGCCUGAUAUCGUGGUUUUUCCGGAAUUCGCCCUCUCAGGCUAUAAUUUCCAUUCUCGCCAACAGAUCGAACCCUAUCUGAAUACGGCAGGUCAGGGUCCUGAAUGGGACUUAUGUCAGCGAAUUUCCCGUCAACUCUCGUGUGUCACAGUGAUGGGCUAUCCGGAGAAAGGUGAUGACCGCUCAGAACAAGUGAACUACAAUUCUGUGAUAGUCGUCAACUCAAAGGGAGAGCUGGCAUUCAACUACCGCAAGUCGUUCCUGUAUCAAACCGACGAGGAAUGGGGUUGUAGCGAGAACCCAGCAGGGUUUCAAACAUUUAAGCUUCCUUUCGCCAAAAAAGCGCGGGACUCAGAUGGUCGCUUGCAUGAUAUCAGCAUUAAAAGUGCGGUUGGUAUUUGCAUGGAUCUGAGCCCCUACAAAUUUGAAGCACCUUUCCAAGAUUUUGAGUUUUCCAGUUUUCAUGCUGAAAAUGCAACUGAACUCAUUUUGUUCCCAAUGGCGUGGCUCAGUUCUGUAUCGGUCACUUCGAGCACCGAAAAUCCAAGCCUGCGGAGAAAAGAGAUAGCAGAGUCAUUGAAAAGCCUUCAUUUACCAAUGUUUGGCUCUCAAGGUGAUUAUCACUUGGAUGUGAACCUACUCGAUGGCACUAGUGUCAAGGAAAACCCGGAAGUUAGUGCUCGGGAGCGUGCUCUUGAGAGUUCGAAUGCUGAAGAGACACAUAUCUUCAAGCGUCUUGGUCAACCUGAUAUGUCUAACUUGAAUUAUUGGAUAUUACGCUUCAUGCCCUUCUUAGCAUAUGAAGACCGAAAAAGCUGGCUUAUGGAAGGGCUUCUCAAUCCGAUUUUGAGUAAAAUUCGAGGUCUACGCACCUCAUAUAUGGGUGGGACUUGUAACAAGCCAUGGGUGUUCGAGAAUCGUAACGCCGUUGCUAUCAUGUGCAAUCGCUGUGGUGUUGAAGAUGGAUCUACGGUCUUUGCGGGAACUUCAAGCAUUUUUAAAUUCAAUGGUCAACAUGGUGAUACAGAAAAAAGUCUGGAUAGUUCAAACAGUAGUGUCGACGUCGUGGGUAGUCUUUCUGAAGGCUACGAAGGAGUGCUGGUUCGAGACGUUGAGUUCGAAGUCAAUCGAUAA
This is a messenger RNA of Lachancea sp. 'fantastica', 1263 nucleotides long. The record is from the annotation of a GenBank genome assembly. NCBI's taxonomy places the organism in Eukaryota, Fungi, Ascomycota, Saccharomycetes, Saccharomycetales, Saccharomycetaceae.